AUGGUCCCAUGGGCGGACGGAUGGAGUAGUGCAACAUGUAUCGAUAAAGAGCUGCACCGGUCUUUGCGGAGCACUUUGCUGCUGGGAUUUAAUGCAACCUCACUGAAAAAAUUUGAGCCGGCUAUUUUGAAACACCUCGACAUAUUAAUGGACAAGAUGCUUCAAGGGAGCAAGAAUCAAGGCAAAUGGGGCCCAGCAAUGGAUAUGAAUGGCUGGAAUCAAUGGUUUGCCCUGGACAUGAUCACGGAUUUUGGUUUUGGUGCACCCUCAAGUCUAUUGACCAAUUCUGCUGACCGUUAUGUUCUCGACGUGUUACACCUGGCAGUAAAGAACUUGGGAGUGAUCGAACAAUGGCCAGGCUUAAGCUAUAUUGGACUCGGACAUAUCGCCUAUUAUGUAGAAGCACUUUGCUCCUUCUCCAAGGUGUUUUCCUUGCCGAUCGGCAAAUUCGUCCAGUGGCAUCAGGACUUCACCCACCGCGCUAUAAUGAACAACGCUGACACAGUGAGCGGUGUCCUCGGAUAUGUGAUCCAGAGCGGGGAAGGAAAAUUAGGAAAGAAAGGCCAUAAUAAAUCACAAAUGCUCGCCGAAGGCUCUUUUGUCACUUUUACUGCAGCAGAUGGUAUUGGCACGACGUUGUCUGCUGUCAUGUAUUAUCUGGCCCAUAAUCCUCGGGUGUAUGAAAAGCUGGCGAAAGAACUCCGCACUAAAUUCAGCAGGGAUAGCGAAAACAAGCAGCCCAGACCUGAAUCCAUCACUUGGGGCCCUGAAUUAUCAUCCUGCAAAUACCUCCAAGCCUGUCUCAACGAAGCCUGGAGACUGGUUCCUCCAGCAUGUGGCGUGCAUUGGCGUGAGUGUGAGCGUUCUGGGGUUGCCAUUGGAAGCGACGAGAUGCCUUUUGGGAGCGAUGUUGGGAUGAGUUUGUUCACCAUCUUCCGCAGCACAGAUUACUUCCGGGAUGCGCAUGAUUUCUGGCCUGAACGCUGGAUCAAGGGGUUCCUACCAGAUGCAGAAUAUCAACUGACUAGGCAGGUUUUUCACCCAUUCUCUUUGGGCUCAAGAUCAUGCGCAGGUUCCCAUGUGGCGGUGAUGAUAGCCACUGUGGUGCUGGCAAAUGUUAUUGUGAAGUAUGAUUUCAGGCCUUCCAUGUUGUCAGAAGCUAGUCUUUUAGGACUACCGGAUCAAAAGCUCGAUCAGGAACGCCACUUGCAGUCCUGUGAUUCACUACCAUUGGAGUUUGAGAGCCACUUCACCUUGCCGAUUUGGAAAGAGGGGCCAAUAUUGCAGUUUAGAGAGCGAUCAACCAUGUUUGAUGCGGACACAGCCAAUAGUAGAUAG
Messenger RNA from Talaromyces rugulosus, 1338 nucleotides. RefSeq lists its product as uncharacterized. The coding region runs from base 1 to 1338 and encodes 445 amino acids. NCBI's taxonomy places the organism in Eukaryota, Fungi, Ascomycota, Eurotiomycetes, Eurotiales, Trichocomaceae. Gene Ontology annotation, molecular function: heme binding; iron ion binding; monooxygenase activity. The record is from RefSeq and is a predicted model, not a curated record. The transcript has 2 exons.